Messenger RNA from Diatraea saccharalis (sugarcane borer), 1933 nucleotides. The record is from the annotation of a GenBank genome assembly. Lineage: Eukaryota; Metazoa; Arthropoda; Insecta; Lepidoptera; Crambidae.
UGACAUUAUCAAAAUUAUAUAAAGUAAAUCAGAAUUAUCAUAAAUUAAAAGUUAACAAACCAUUUAAUUUAAAAGUUUAAUUAAUAAUAUAAGUUAAUAUUUUCAUUAUGCAUCUAUAUACACAAAUAAUUUUAUUCUUGUAUUAUUAUAUGCAGAUUCUCCAUCAUCAAUGCUGCCAUCAUUAACUGAAACAAGUCCACUUUCACCGAUAAAAAGUGAAAUACAUGCGGCAGGAAGAAGAUGCAGAGAAAAUUCUGGAGAAAGCACAGUGAGCAGAUCACGUGGACGAGGCAGGCGAAACACAUCAUCAUCACCAGCACAACACGUUCCAGAGCCUGCCACGGACAGAGUCUUCAUCUGGGACCUGGAUGAGACAAUUAUUAUUUUCCAUUCGCUUCUAACUGGCACUUAUGCUACUAAGUACAAUAAGGACACACAACAGAUAAUACAAUUAGGAUUCAGAAUGGAGGAAAUGAUAUUCAGCUUAGCUGACACACAUUUCUUCUUCAAUGAUGUUGAGGAUUGUGACCAGGAGCACAUAGACGCAGUAGCGGCAGAUGACAAUGGUCAAGAUCUGUCCGCAUACAAUUUUGCAUCGGACGGUUUCCACGCGGGCGCGGCACCUAACACCGGCCUAUGCGCUCCUGGUGUUCGUGGCGGAGUAGACUGGAUGCGAAAACUAGCUUUCCGGUACAGAAAAAUUAAGGAUACAUACAAUAAUUAUAGGAAUAGCGUUGGUGGUUUACUUGGUACAGCGAAACGUGAACAAUGGUUACAACUACGCGCCGAGUUAGAACAUGCCACUGACAACUGGCUCACACUAGCUUGCAAGUGCCUCAACAUGAUCCAUGCUCGGGAAAACUGUGUUAAUGUUUUGGUUACAACAACGCAACUAGUACCGGCUCUCGCUAAGGUUUUAUUAUUCGGACUAGGGGGCGUUUUCCCCAUUGAAAACAUCUAUUCCGCUACAAAAACAGGAAAAGAAACUUGCUUCGAGAAAAUAAAGCAACGUUUCGGCGAGAGAUGCACUUACGUCGUCAUCGGAGACGGUCAAGACGAAGAGGCAGCGGCCAAAGCGAAAAACUAUCCAUUCUGGCGGAUAUCCAGUCAUUCCGACAUCGCAGCGCUGUACAACGCUCUCGACAUGGGCUUCUUAUGAUUUGCUGCUACCUUGGUACAUUUGACGCUUAAACUUAGACUAUAAUUACAAAAUAGCAAAUAUUUCAAGUCGACUCUAAUGAGUUUCUGCUUGCCUGGUACAUAUCUUUAUUAGAGUAACUAUGAUUUUUCUGCAACUGGUAUAAAAUUGUAACAUGAAAUUUAUUUCUUAUUAAAUAUGAAAUUAUAUUUUAUUGAUAUUAAGCAAUCAAUAUGGGCAUUUUUAGAAAAUCUACAAAAUGAUCCCAGAAGGCUCUUUUAAGUACAUGUUUGUGAUCAAUAAUUUUAGAGCCAUACUUUAAGCCAACUAUAUAAAGCUAUACAAUUUAGUUUAAAAGCUCAAAGUUAGCUCAAAAUCGGAAAAGAAACCUACACAUAAUUCUUGUAAAUAUUACAAAAAAUGUAGAAAAUAUCUAUGCAGAGUUUUUGUAAGUCCAUUCCUACUAGUAAGUUUAUAUUCUAUGUACAAAGUAAAUUAGGAAAAUGUAUUUAUAGAUGAUUUUCAGAGUUGAUUUUAUUUUUUAUUAUAUAUAUUUUUUAAUAUUUAAUAUCGGAAAAAUACCGUUCAAAUAAACAAUAAGGUCUAAUCAUAAAGAAAAAAAUAUCUCUGUAUAUUAUUACAGAAAAUAAAUCUUCAUUUUUAUAAGAGUAUUUCCCACUAUCAAUCGACGUGCACAAACUAAAUAUGUUUAAUAUUUUUUCCCCUGUCAAUCUUAUCGCAAACUACAUAAGGUUAAAAAUUAUAUCCAAGAAUUUUAUUUGAAUGUAGCUUCCC